This is a messenger RNA of Pongo pygmaeus (Bornean orangutan), 5221 nucleotides long. RefSeq names its product transcription factor 12 (gene TCF12). Bases 802 to 2850 code for a protein of 682 amino acids. The record is from RefSeq and is a predicted model, not a curated record. Gene Ontology annotation, molecular function: RNA polymerase II cis-regulatory region sequence-specific DNA binding; protein dimerization activity; DNA-binding transcription factor activity, RNA polymerase II-specific. NCBI's taxonomy places the organism in Eukaryota, Metazoa, Chordata, Mammalia, Primates, Hominidae. Gene Ontology annotation, biological process: regulation of transcription by RNA polymerase II. Gene Ontology annotation, cellular component: transcription regulator complex; chromatin. The transcript is spliced from 20 exons.
GCAGUGUCUGCGCUGACUGCAGCCCUCCUGGACGGGAGCCUCUGGGCCCAGCUUAGGGUGGCGUCCAGCGUGACCUACUCGGGAAUGGCAGCCUUCAGUGUUCUGCGGCCUCGGGUUCCGGGAAGCUCGGGGACCUGGGCAGCGGAUCCAGAUGCUUCCACAGCUGUGUCUCCGUCGCUCCGCUUCGGGGGCCGAGAACCAGCAAGACCAACGCGAGGAGGCGCCACGGUGCCUGCCGCCCCGCUCCCAGGAGGCCCGGACGAGGGUUCCUCGGCGAGCGGUCGGGGCCUGCUUCUCGAGGUGCCUGCGAGCGCCUCAUGCCCCUCCCCACCGGCCCCAACUCCGUGCCGCCUCACCCGACCGCGGGCUUUGUCCACCCGCCGCGGUGCGGCUCCUCCCAGUCCCCUCCGGCUCCUCCCCGCCCCCUCUGCCGGCCCCACUUCCUAGGCGGCGGAGCGGGCCGGGGAGGGAAGGGUUAACUCGCGGCUCUUCCCGGCGCGGAGGGAUCCGGAGGCGAGCCGAGCGCGGUGGUGAGGCUGCCUCAGCGAAAAAAAAUGUCCGCCUAAGGAGACCCACAAGUUCUAUUCGGGGGGACCGACAGCCCGCCCCGGGAGGAAGGGGCGGCCAGGCCCGAAAGCCGCCUCCCCCUCCCAGACCCGAGAGCUCGUGCGGGGCAAAGUGAACCGAGCCGCUGGGCGGUGCAAGGUGAAGCCCAAGCCCGUUCUCCCGGCCAAAGUGAACUUUAAUCGGGGUGGUUGGAUGCGGAGACGGGGCGGCAGGACCUGCUAGAAGUGGCCGAAGAUGAAUCCCCAGCAACAACGCAUGGCCGCUAUAGGGACCGACAAGGAGCUGAGCGACCUGCUGGACUUCAGUGCGAUGUUUUCCCCACCUGUUAAUAGUGGGAAAACUAGACCAACUACACUGGGAAGCAGUCAAUUCAGUGGAUCAGGUAUGGAUGAAAGAGGAGGUACAACAUCUUGGGGAACAAGUGGUCAACCAAGUCCUUCCUAUGAUUCAUCUAGAGGUUUUACAGACAGCCCUCAUUACAGUGAUCACUUGAAUGACAGUCGAUUAGGAGCCCAUGAAGGCUUGUCCCCAACACCUUUCAUGAACUCAAAUCUGAUGGGAAAAACAUCAGAGAGAGGCUCAUUUUCCCUGUACAGCAGAGAUACUGGAUUACCAGGCUGUCAAUCUAGUCUCCUGAGACAAGAUCUGGGGCUUGGGAGCCCAGCACAGCUAUCUUCUUCAGGAAAACCUGGAACAGCAUACUAUUCAUUCUCUGCUACUAGUUCCAGGAGGAGACCACUCCAUGACUCUGCAGCGCUUGAUCCCUUGCAAGCAAAAAAAGUCAGAAAGGUGCCUCCUGGUUUGCCUUCUUCUGUAUAUGCACCAUCCCCAAAUUCAGAUGAUUUCAACCGUGAAUCUCCUAGUUAUCCAUCUCCUAAGCCACCAACCAGUAUGUUCGCUAGCACUUUCUUUAUGCAAGAUGGGACCCACAAUUCUUCUGACCUUUGGAGUUCAUCAAAUGGGAUGAGCCAGCCUGGUUUUGGUGGAAUUCUGGGGACCUCCACUUCCCACAUGUCUCAAUCCAGUAGUUAUGGCAACCUUCAUUCACAUGACCGCUUGAGUUAUCCUCCACACUCAGUUUCACCAACAGACAUAAACACGAGUCUUCCACCAAUGUCCAGCUUUCAUCGCGGCAGUACCAGCAGUUCACCUUACGUUGCUGCCUCACACACUCCUCCCAUCAAUGGAUCAGAUAGCAUUCUAGGAACCAGAGGGAAUGCUGCUGGAAGCUCACAGACAGGUGAUGCACUUGGAAAGGCUUUGGCAUCUAUUUAUUCUCCUGACCAUACCAGCAGUAGUUUUCCGUCAAAUCCAUCAACACCAGUUGGAUCACCUUCACCUCUCACAGGUACCAGUCAGUGGCCCAGACCUGGAGGGCAAGCACCUUCAUCCCCAAGCUAUGAAAAUUCACUCCACUCCCUGCAGUCUCGAAUGGAGGAUCGUUUAGACAGACUGGAUGAUGCAAUCCAUGUGCUGCGGAACCAUGCUGUGGGACCUUCCACCAGUUUGCCUGCUGGUCACAGUGAUAUACACAGUUUAUUGGGACCAUCCCAUAAUGCACCAAUUGGAAGCCUCAACUCAAACUAUGGAGGAUCAAGCCUUGUUGCAAGCAGUCGAUCAGCUUCAAUGGUUGGAACUCAUCGGGAAGAUUCUGUCAGUCUUAAUGGCAAUCAUUCAGUCCUGUCUAGUACAGUCACUACUUCAAGCACAGACCUGAACCAUAAAACACAGGAAAAUUAUAGAGGUGGCUUGCAAAGUCAGUCUGGAACUGUUGUUACAACAGAAAUCAAGACUGAAAACAAAGAAAAGGAUGAAAACCUUCAUGAACCUCCUUCAUCAGAUGACAUGAAGUCAGAUGAUGAAUCCUCCCAAAAAGAUAUCAAGGUUUCAUCUAGAGGCAGAACAAGCAGUACUAAUGAAGAUGAGGAUUUGAACCCUGAACAGAAAAUAGAAAGGGAGAAGGAGAGGCGGAUGGCUAACAAUGCCAGAGAACGCUUACGCGUGCGGGAUAUUAAUGAAGCAUUCAAAGAGCUUGGCCGAAUGUGUCAGCUUCACUUGAAGAGUGAAAAACCCCAAACAAAACUCCUUAUUCUUCAUCAAGCCGUGGCAGUCAUCCUUAGUCUAGAACAGCAAGUCAGAGAGAGGAACCUUAACCCCAAAGCAGCCUGCCUUAAGAGAAGGGAAGAAGAAAAAGUUUCUGCCGUAUCGGCAGAGCCGCCAACCACACUGCCAGGAACCCAUCCUGGGCUUAGUGAAACUACCAACCCUAUGGGUCAUAUGUAAACAUCAGCCAGUUCCAGAGUUAUCAGUAGGCUAGAUAGAAGGUGACCUCUCCUCAUAAGGACUUGGACAACUCAGAUUAUCUGAAGACACAAACCUGACAGGAGGGAGAAGAAAAAACAAAACACUUGAACCAAGAAACUCAAAUGUAAUCCUACGAUCAAAGCAACUGAUCAACACUUCCAUCAGAAGUGAAGAUAGGAAGCUCAUCAGAUAGAACAUCCGCCCAUGAGAUGUUUGCAACAAAUCUUUUGUUGCAAGCAGUGUGUCGCUUCUGCACAAUCAGAGACUGUCUCGAUCUCUCCACUCACCGUGGAAGUUGCCUUGUGCCUAAACUGAAUUGACAAAUGCAUUGUAACUACAAAUUUUAUUUAUUGUUAUGAAACUGUAAGGUCUACAUAUAAAGGGAAAAAGUUAAUGUGGAAAGCUGAUCUACACUCAGCUGAUGCCAGCAUACAUUAAAGCGGUUCACGUGCAGAGAACAAAGCAGUGACAACCAUUGGCCCUUAGCAUUCCCGGCAUACCUAUUAGUGUCUUAAAAAGGAAGGGAAAAGUCUUUUGUUGCCCUCUCCUAUCCUCUUGCCAUAAGAAUAGUGUUUUCCAUGAAAUAGGAAAAUAUUACUUGGUAUAGCAUUUCUCUUGCUCUCAUUUUUUGAUUUAUUUUUAUUUUCUCUUUGUGGGUGUUAUAUUUGAUCUCUAAAUCUGAAUAGUUUAUGGUCACAGUCCAGCCUCCUCCAUGCAGCCCUGUGUGCUUUGCACAUUUACCUUAGUGGUAAGCAAAGACCAUCUGUGACCAUAGCCUAGCUAGCAUUUUAAAAGGGGAAAUUUUGUUCUCUAGGUUUUCCCCCAAAUAAACAUUGCUUUAUUUCUAAUAAUAACCAAGACUUUUCAAGCUUCUAGAUCUCAUAGGAAAGCUUGUAAUAGCAAAAUUGUAAAUUACAAGGGAAGAAUCUACUUUUUAGAAAUCGCUUUGUUUUCCAAGCAGUAAGUACUACAUACAGUACUUGUAAAGUGUUAGCUGUAAGUAAGCACAAAAUACAUUUAAAAUACAAAGACAAUUUUUUCAGGCUGUGAUUAUGGUGAACAUAACAAAACCCAGUAGUCACCAAGGCAGGUAGUGUGAUAAAUGAACACACCACUCUGAGGCUAAUUACCUAAUGGAAUACAAGAGCAAUGGUCACCCGUGUUUCCUUAUCCUAGCCUUUAUUUCUCUGUCAUUUGGAUGGCUGGUCAAUGGGGAAGGAUUCAGUGGGUGAUUUAAUCAACUGCAAACCAUCUGCCCCUGUCCCAAAAUGAUGAGCCAGAUUAGCAUUAAACCAGUACUUGUCAGUCCAUCUUAAUACUGUUCAUUAAGGCACUCUCUGUCUCUAAUCCUUAGGAGUUGUUCUCAAAGACAUAAUCACUUUGAACUUCCAUGAAACCUGUCUUCCACCACAACAACCCUGGGAGAGAAAAACAUGCUAAACGAGGUAUCUUGGCUUAAUAAUUCCUUAUAGCCAAUAUCAACAGUGGCAAUCAGCACACAGAGGAAAGGACCCAAAUCACUAUGUAGCUUAAAGAUUUCUGUUAAUUUGAAAGAACAAAAACAAGACAGAACUUCUGGUACUCUAAUCAAGAUGAUUCCUAACAAGUCAGUCAUUUGUGAACUUAGUGGACUUUUUGGUUACUUUAAUUUGCAUAUAUUCUCCAGUUACAUCAGACUCUAUCUGUGGCCUUGUUCUUCAUUUCAGUGUUAAUCAGCUAAACAGAAGUCGUUGCUUAUGAUGUGUGAGUGAACAUAUGCCACUGCCUGGCCUUUUUUUCUUCAGAGCUUGUUGUCUUUUUCGCUAUAUUAGACUUUGCAGUAUGCCCAGAAGCUUUCCUUCAUAAAAUAGAAAGAAAAAAACAUUUGGCUUAUUUUUCACUGUAGCUAGUCUUUUAUACAAUAAUCUUGUAAGAAAAUUUCUUGAAUUCUAAAUAUUACUCUUUCUAGAUUUUUGAAAUCAAAAAGUUUUCAGUAAAAAGUUUCUUACUUUAUUUUAUUAUAUUAGGUAGUAAAAAAUGUAGGGUUAUUUACCAUAACCUGUUCAUUAAUAUCAGAAAUUUACAAUAGCAUUUUAAGACCAUAGUAGGAUUCUAGCAUACCGUGUAGUACCUAUGGAGUAUUGUAAGAGCUAAUUGUUGGAGAUGAAUUGCUUCUCAUCUUGUUCUCCAGUUUCCAUUGUUGGUUUAUUGCAGAUUUGUAUCCUGUGUCAAAUUCAAGGUAUUAUUGAUAAACCUUUUCAACCAGCAGCAAGAAGUUCAAAUUUUUUUCUGUCACUGUAACAGAAAACACAAUAUGUAUAUAACAUUUAUGUAGCAAUAAAUGUGCCAUCUUUUUUUUAACACAGUAAAA